This is a messenger RNA of Capsaspora owczarzaki ATCC 30864, 3427 nucleotides long. RefSeq lists its product as hypothetical. Lineage: Eukaryota; Filasterea; Ministeriida; Capsasporidae. The coding region runs from base 95 to 3340 and encodes 1081 amino acids. The transcript is spliced from 3 exons. The record is from RefSeq and is a predicted model, not a curated record.
AAAUUGUUUAUUUUAUUUUGGAAGUAAACAAGGCUUUCACUUUUUGUUUUCGAGGGCUUUUUUUUUUUUUUUUAUCUGCUUUUCAACGCUGUCCAUGCUGCAACAAGAGUCGGAAAUCACCGCCAAUGAAACCUGCACCAACAUGCAUUGUGACACAAGGCUGUUCCAAACAGCGAGUAGUAGCAGACAAAGGGAGGAGGAAUUGGUGAAGGUCGAGAUUUCCAAGGGAAACCAAUUCGCCAGCCUCGGAUCCGCACCGCCAGCGGCUCAUGCAGCACCUGCACCAGUAGCUGCGCUGUCGACAUCCAUCAGUCUCGAAUCUGGCAACCUCGCACCAGCCUCAUCCGUGUCCGAUUCACUGUUGUCCUGUUCCUCCUCUGCCGUAUUCGCGCACAGCAACACGUCCGCCGUAGCCCCGCCCAUCAUUCCCCAACCGUUGUCCGCGGCGCCUCAUAUUGCCCACUCGCCACCUCACAGCGCAAUGCCGUGUGCCUUUCCGAGUGCUCAGAUCGCUCCGAUCCCCAGCACCGAAACAAGCAGCGGAGCAUUUGAAGCGAAUACCACGCCGCUGGGCGCUGGAGUGCGAGGGCAAGUCCGAGCCCGCUCGCCGUCGCCCAGCCCGACACGUCUGCACUCGACCUCGGCGUCCUCGGAUGCAGACACACUCCAGCCGCACGAAACCAAACGCGUGUGCCUGGCCGAAGCCGAGAACACCGCGUCGGACUCGACGAUCACUAAUCGUUACGGCGCUUUCGGGCGUCAUGCAAUUUCAGCUUACGUCGCUGCUUUUUCCCAACCCGCAAUCCCGACCACACCUCCCUCCACCCAGCUUGCUCCCGGCACCGGCUCCGUGGACAGUGUUGGCAGUAUGGACGUCGCGGGGAGCGCAGGUCGCUCUGCGAUGCCACAUACCGAGGCUGACGGCCAGCUAGGGCGUGGACAACAAGCCGCCCCCGCAUCAGCCACAAGAUCAAUCUCAGAGCAAGCGCGGCCCUCGUCGUCGUCGCCCCCAAGCCUCCAGAAGCCUUUGGCAAUGUAUGCUCAGUCUGCUACGACUACUAAAGCUGCUGCUGCUACUGCUGCUGCUGCUGCUCAAGUGCAUCUCGUGGGCAGCAGCAGCAGCUCGGAAAGCGUGGGGGAAAUCUCCGUGGGUCAAGCCCAGCCAGCCGUGCCACCGGUCGAUCCGCCCACCGCUCAUGGCCCUGCACUCGGAGGAGAGACUGCAGCUAUAAAUGCUGGGGCGAGCAGUGGCCAUGCCGCAGCGUCGAGACAGGGAAACGUGUCACCCGACACCGGGCUGCAUCGUCUUCUUGCUGUGGCCCAGCAAGAGCAGCAUCAGCUCCAAGCAGCUGGGCAGCCCACUCUUGCUAGCCAAUCGCCACCUUCAAUGCAGCAGAACUUGGUCCUGGCACCUGGCCGACACUCGCCUCCGCGCCAUUCUCCUCAGCAACUUGUGCAACAGCCCGCAGCAAUGGCUCCAGUGCCUGUCAACGCCCAACCCGUGGUCCAGCCACAGCAACACCAACAGGUGCAACAAGUACAACAAAUCAUGCAACAUCAACAUCAACCACAGCAGUAUCGUAGCUACCAAAGUUACCCGAUGCAUCAACCACCGCAGCAACCGCUUCAACUUCAACACCCGCAACCAAUGCAGCAACCAAUGCAGCAACCGAUGCAGCAACAACAACCGAUGCAGCAACAACAACCGAUGCAGCAACAACAACAGCUGCAACAAGUGCAACAGCUGCAGCACCUGCCCGGAUUCCAAUCGCAAAUUGUGCAGAGCGUUUCGGGACAGCUCUUCAUGAUCCCCGCUCAUCACAGCAACGAGCCUUCGCAACCACCGCUGCCUCAUCUGCUUCACCCACAAGUGCAGAUCCGCCAGAUUCAGAUGCCCCACCAACCACCUCAUACGUUGUACGCGCUUCAGACAGUUACGGGCAUGCAGUACUUUACAGCACAGCCGACCCCCAUCAACAUGCCCCAAAUACAGCCACAACAGUUGCCGCAGCAGCAAUAUUCGCCCUACGGUCAACCAACACAGCCCCCGCCCAACUAUCAAGCGCAACCGCAGCAGCCGAUGCAAGUUAUGCAGCAUAUGCACCAGCCCUUGUUGCAACCAGUAGUGCCUCAGCAGCACCAGCCGCUCCAGCCGCUCCAACAGCACCAGCAGCACCAGCAAUCACUCAGCUUCUCCUCUGGCUCCAACAGCUCGCUUCCCAUGGUUUCAACUCCGCUCAGUUCCAGCUUUGGCAGCCCGCCCGACCACUCUCAGCAACACUGGCUCCCGCAAAUGUCUACGCCAGACGCCGCGCUUGCACCUCUGACCAGCGCAGGAAGCAGUCAACCAUUCAGCCCAGCUGUGGCGGACACUUUCCGGAGCUACGGCGACGCAAAAGAUACGGGCGAUGCAGAGAGCGACACCGUUGACGAAGGGGUGGGCGAGGAUGCGUAUCCUGCCUCUCAUGUUGUUUUUCCGACAACUGGCAAGAGGCGCCGGAAAACGUCCACCUACGACACCGGCGUUUCCAGUGUUGACCUGAAGGAGACGAGUCGCAACCGCCGCUCCUUUGCUUCGCAGGGAUCGUCUGUGACAUCGCUCCCAGAGCCCAUGCAAAUCAUGCUGGACUCUCCGCCACAGCUGUCUGACACGCCGAGUCUCGUCUCAAAAGCAACGCCAAAGGUGACUGCCAAGCCGCUCACUGCACGCAAAACGGCAUCACAGGCCGCGCAGCCAAAGGACAAGGAGCCGUUUCUUCAUGUUUGCGUCGCGCCUCCUUCCCUCAUCGAUUUGUUUGCAAACUCCAAUACGUAUCCCAUGUACGAACACAAGACGGACAAAUCGCUGCUGCCCUUCGAAUGCUUCCGGAAUUCGUCUCUUGAAAGUCCUUUCUUUGUGCGCCUCAUUCCUCGCGAAAACGAUCUGCCAAUCGUUCACCCUCGCCUCGGAGGUCUGCGCUUGUCGGGAACACACGUCCAAAACCUCUUCCUCACCGAAUACGGUCGCGGCGACAAGGAGGCGGUCUGGCGCAUUUCUGGCAAUGUCAAUUCUCUUGCUCUCACCGUGCUCGCGGUCGAUGGCAAGCCCAAGUACGUGACGUACACGGCCCGCGAGCGAGUAGAUCGCGGCGCUGCCGGCUCAGCCCGACGCAACCGCGUCAUCCGCCUGGUGCAUGAGAUUAUUUCCCCCGACCAUUCUGAUGAGCCACUGCUGAUGCUCGUGCUGUGCAUUAACAACCUCGAGACAGAAAUUGUUGGGCAUCCCGCGGGAGUGGCGUUGAACGCUCUCACGCGCUGGAUUCAACGCAACCGAAAUGCUCGUCGCUCGGACGACGAGUAGCCAAAGUCUUUGUUGCGUCUUUUUGUUGUUGUUGUUGUUGUUGUUGUUGUUGUUGUUGUUGUUGUUGUUGUUGUUGUUGUUGUUGUU